AUGGCACCCUUAAGCGCUAUGGCCUUUGCACCAGUUGGACGUUUAGAAUGCAUUUCUACAAGGGAUCUCAAGGAAGACGUUUACAUGCAGCAGCCUCCCGAAUUUGUUAAUCCGAAUCUCCCUCAUCACGUUUUUAAGGACCUUGGGCCCUUACAAUACUUCUUGGGUAUCGAGGUCUCUAGAAAUCCUUCAAGUCUUUACUUGUCUCAGUCCAAAUACAUUUCUGACCUACUUUUUCGAUCCAACAUGCAUCAAUCAAAACCCAUCUCAAUUCCCUUAUCUGCCUCCAUUAAACUCACUGCACUUGAUGGACACUCCUUUAAGGAUCCUCAAUUUUACCGUAGUAUCAUUGGUCGUUUUCAAUACCUAGCGGUUACUCAGCCAGAUAUUUCAUUUGCAGUAAACAAAGUGUGCCAGUUUAUGCAUUAUCCAAGGCUGCCUCAUUGGCAUGCUGUCAAAAGAAUCCUUUGA
Messenger RNA from Juglans regia (Persian walnut), 471 nucleotides. RefSeq lists its product as uncharacterized. The record is from RefSeq and is a predicted model, not a curated record. The transcript has 3 exons. Bases 1 to 471 code for a protein of 156 amino acids. Lineage: Eukaryota; Viridiplantae; Streptophyta; Magnoliopsida; Fagales; Juglandaceae.